AUGAGUGCCGUUUUGGUCCGAGAAGAUAAAGGUAUGCAAUUUCCUAUUUAUUACGUUAGCAAGACAUUUGCAAGUGUCGAGACCAGAUAUCCUCAUCUUGAGAUAUUAGCUUUAGCUUUAAUAACCGCCGCUAGGAAAUUGAGACCUUAUUUCCAGUGUCAUCCUAUUUGUGCUGUAACAACAUAUCCGUUAAGGGAUAUAUUGCAUAAGCCUGAACUCUCAGCUCCUGGUCAAGUUAAAUUCCUCCUUAUUAUGACGGAUUAUUUUUCCAAACGGGUAGAAGCAGGGGUUUAUAAGAAGAUAAGAGAAAAGGAAGUCAUCGAUUUCAUCUAUGACCGCAUCAUUUGCCGGUUUGGAAUUCCAAAGGAGAUAGACUGUGACAACGGGCUGCAGUUUGUUGGCAGAAAGGUGACGAAGUUCAUUAAUGGGCUGAAGAUUAAGCGGAACACAUCAACUCACUAUCAUCCAAAUGCGAAUGGACAAGCCGAGUCAACAAACAAGCCAAUCGUGCAGAGUUUGAAAAAGCGGUUGGAGUUGGCAAAAGGAAAAUGGAGGGAGUUGCUACCAGAAAUAUUAUGCGCGCACCGGACAGCUACGAAGCUUAGUACAGGAGAAACUCCAUUUUCUCUGGUGUAUGGGGCUGAAGCCUUGAUACCGGUAGAAAUAGGGGAGCCAUUUCCAAGGUAUACCCACGCAACUGAAGAGGAAAAUAACGAAGCGAUGCUGGUUAAUUUGGACCUAUUAGAGGAGCACAGAGAAAUGGCUUUGAUCAAGAUCGUGGCUCAGAAGCAAAGGAUGGGAAAGUAUUAUAAUCGCCAGACCAAACUCAGGUAUUUCCAAGUGGGAGAAUUGGUCCUACGGAGGGUGACUCUUAACACCAAGGCAUAG
Molecule: messenger RNA, 888 nt
Organism: Lycium ferocissimum
Lineage: Eukaryota; Viridiplantae; Streptophyta; Magnoliopsida; Solanales; Solanaceae
Exons: 2
Coding region: 1-888 (295 amino acids)
Biological process (GO): DNA integration
Molecular function (GO): nucleic acid binding
Source: RefSeq, a predicted model, not a curated record